AUGUCUUCGUCGUCUCAAGCCGUGCCCAACGCAGUGUCCGUCAACCAGCUAGGUCUCUCGGGAGACGAGAUCGUCGCCCUACAGCACGCACAGAGAGAGGCAGCCAUCGCCGCAGGCGGAGGUUCGAGCUCAUCGCGCGCUGCGAGCCGAGCCUCCUCGCAGGGCCUCCUGCUUCUCGACUCCGGGUCGCUCGCACAGCUGGGCCGGCAUUUCGAGAGGCUGAUGCAACAGAUCUCCCAGCAGCUCGACCACCUGACGGAGCAGUCGCAGCAGGUCACCAUGGCCGUGUACGACCAGGCUGGGAACUUGAUCGACAACGCCGACGCCGAGAUUCUCAGGUUUCACACCAUCAUGGGCCAGAUCGACGAGCUCGAGACCGAGUUCGACCGCAUACGCCAUAUAAGGGAUAUUGUGAGGGGGUUCCGCCACAGGGUUCAGGAGAUGGAGCGCGCCUUGGACGCAUCGCAGUCG
Molecule: messenger RNA, 471 nt
Organism: Cryphonectria parasitica EP155
Lineage: Eukaryota; Fungi; Ascomycota; Sordariomycetes; Diaporthales; Cryphonectriaceae
Exons: 1
Biological process (GO): endosome organization
Cellular component (GO): BLOC-1 complex
Source: RefSeq, a predicted model, not a curated record